AUGGGUUGCCUUCGCCAACUGCUGAAGACCACCGCCAAGGCUAUCAAGCGCCGUAUCACCCGGCGCAAGCCUGUGGUGGAGGUGGUCUGCGACGGACCAGCCAUCUGUCCUGUUCAUGAGGAGGAUGCGGCAAGUUCGAUUUAUCCGUCGAUUGGGAAGGCGUCCACUAUCGGUCCGGAAGAGCCAUUGCCGGAGGGACGGGUCAAAUUUACGGCGGAACAAUACCAGGCGUCGUUGAGGAUCAAGGAUCCUCUGACUGGGUUGCCCAUGGGGUUUCACCAAGCAGAGUGCGUGGCGGAGUACCGCGCUCUGGUUGGCUCUGGACCCUACGACCCAGCAUACUUGAGGCCGGCAAGACAUUCGCCAAAGUCGCCUGGUACCGCUCGUAAAGCCGUCGGCCAUCCUACGGUCAUCCGGAAGGUGCGGUUCGUGUCGGUCGCCACGGUGGUGUCGACAUAA
Messenger RNA from Coniosporium apollinis CBS 100218, 459 nucleotides. RefSeq lists its product as uncharacterized. The transcript has a single exon. The record is from RefSeq and is a predicted model, not a curated record. Bases 1 to 459 code for a protein of 152 amino acids. Lineage: Eukaryota; Fungi; Ascomycota; Dothideomycetes.